Messenger RNA from Equus quagga, 1857 nucleotides. Its product is annotated as putative DBH-like monooxygenase protein 2. The record is from RefSeq and is a predicted model, not a curated record. Gene Ontology annotation, biological process: octopamine biosynthetic process; norepinephrine biosynthetic process; dopamine catabolic process. Lineage: Eukaryota; Metazoa; Chordata; Mammalia; Perissodactyla; Equidae. Bases 1 to 1857 code for a protein of 618 amino acids. The transcript is spliced from 13 exons. Gene Ontology annotation, molecular function: copper ion binding; dopamine beta-monooxygenase activity. Gene Ontology annotation, cellular component: secretory granule membrane.
AUGGCCUGUGCCCUUCUCUUCAGGCUUCUCCUACUUAUGGCCCUGGCAGCCCCCUCCCAAGGCAAUGGCCCUGGCCCCACAUCUCGCCUGCGUUAUUCCAGGUUUCUGGAUCCUUCCAAUGUCAUUUUCCUGCGCUGGGACUUUGACCUUGAGGCUGAGAUCAUCACUUUUGAGCUCCAGGUCCGGACAGCUGGCUGGGUAGGCUUGGGUGUCACAAAUCGCUAUACCAACGUGGGAAGUGAUCUGGUUGUUGGAGGAGUCUUGCCUGAUGGCAACAUCUAUUUUUCGGAUCAGCACCUGGUAGAUGAAGACACCCUGGCGGAAGAUGGGAGCCAGGAUGCUGAGCUACAGGGGCUAACGGAAGAUGCUGUCUAUACCACCAUGCGCUUCUCCAGGCCUUUCCGCUCUUGCGACCCUCAUGACCAAGACAUUACGAGUGACACUAUGAGGGUGCUGGCCACCUACGGCCUGGAUGACACUCUGAAGCUGGACCAGGAGCGUACUUUUGUCAAGUCCAUCUUCCUGCUACAAAUACUCCACCCUGAUGAUCUUGAUGUCCCUGAAGACAGCAUCAUCCAUGACUUGGAGAUCACUGACUUCCUCAUUCCAGAGGAUGACACCACCUAUGCCUGCACCUUCCUCCCUCUCCCCAUCGUUAGCAAGAAACAUCAUAUCUACAAGUUUGAGCCCAAGUUGGUCCACCACAAUGAGACGAUGGUGCAUCACAUCCUGGUGUACGCCUGUGGCAAUGCCAGCACGCUCCCCACGGGCAUCAGCGACUGCUAUGGGGCUGACCCUGCCUUCUCCCUCUGCUCCCAGGUCAUCGUGGGCUGGGCUGUCGGGGGCACAAGUUACCAGUUUCCAGAUGAUGUCGGCAUCUCUCUUGGGACACCUUUGGACCCCCAAUGGAUCCGACUGGAGAUACAUUACAGCAAUUUUCACAACCUUCCUGGUGUGUACGAUUCCUCGGGGAUUCGAAUGUACUAUACUGCCACGCUGCGCAAAUACGACAUGGGAGUCCUCCAGCUGGGCUUCUUCACCUUCCCCAUCCACUUCAUACCCCCUGGUGCUGAGUCUUUCAUGUCCUAUGGGCUGUGUAAGACAGAGAAGUUUGAAGAGAUGAAUGGGGCCCCCGUGCCUGACAUACAGGUGUUUGGCUACCUGCUCCACACCCACUUGGCUGGCCGGGCUCUGCAGGCUGUGCAAUAUAGAAAUGGAACACAAUUCCGAACAAUCUGUAAAGAUGACUCCUAUGACUUCAAUCUACAGGAGACUCGAGAUUUACCUCAUCUAGCAGAGAUUAAGCCGGGAGAUGAGUUGUUGGUUGAGUGUCACUACCAGACGCUGGACCGCGACUCCUUGACUUUUGGGGGUCCCAGCACCGUUAAUGAGAUGUGUCUCGUCUUCCUCUUCUACUAUCCCCGAAACAACAUCUCCAGUUGCAUGGGGUACCCUGACAUCAUCUACGUGGCCCAUGAAAUGGGAGAGGAGGUAUCAGAUCCCAUGGAGGGCAUGAUGGCCAUGAACAAUGUUGAGUGGACCCCAGAGAACAUUAAGAAGGCUGAGAAAGCCUGCAAGGAGGCCCAGCAGAUGGUGAUAAUAAAGACCAUUGAUGAGAUAGUGGAAAACACAACAGGCUGGAUUUCAGAAAUCAUCCCUACUCCACGGGGGCCCUGCCUGGAGUCCUCAGGAGGCAAAGUGGAGCCCCAGGACAAAAUCCCUGAAGGCUUCAGGGCUGCACCAAUGGCCCUCUCAGGUUCUGAGACUGCUACCCCAAGGCACCUCCCCCUGGCUGCCCUAUUCUUUGGGCAGGGGGCCCUGUCUUGGCUCCUUGCCACCCUGCAGGUUGGAGUCUGA